Molecule: messenger RNA, 1112 nt
Organism: Gekko japonicus
Lineage: Eukaryota; Metazoa; Chordata; Lepidosauria; Squamata; Gekkonidae
Product: hydroxysteroid 11-beta-dehydrogenase 1-like protein B
Exons: 5
Coding region: 133-942 (269 amino acids)
Cellular component (GO): intracellular membrane-bounded organelle
Molecular function (GO): oxidoreductase activity
Source: RefSeq, a predicted model, not a curated record
GGAGCGAUUGCUCCAUAGAGGGAGGAGUGUGAACAGCACAGGCUGAAUCUGGACUUUCAAUCCUUCGUCAGCUUUUAGCCCACGGAUGAAAGAGAGCAGUCCUGAAGUGAAUGACAGAUCCAAGAAGCAACAAUGGCUGUCCUCAAGAUCCUUGUGCCACUCAUCAUCGGCCUCUGUGCUUACUAUUUCUAUAGCCCAGAAUCCGUCUCUGCAGGGACUACCAAAAUAGCUUCACAUUGUGAUUAUCCAGCAAACCUGUAUUUCAGUUCUUUUCCUCUCCAGGUGGUCCAGAAGUGUCUGGAGUUGGGGGCCAGCUCUGCAGGGUACGUUGCGGCUGACAUGAGUAAUUUUACUUCUCCCCAGAAGGUCAUUGAAGAAACCAAGAGCAAACUGGGAGGCCUUGACUUCCUAGUACUGAACCAUGCUGGAGGAGAUGUUGGGUUUCAUCGAUUCAAAGGAAAUAUGGAAAUUGUGAAGAGCUCCAUGACUAUCAAUUUCCUCAGCUAUGUCCACCUAACAUCUUUGGCGCUACAUAUGUUGCAAGAGUCUGAAGGGAGCAUCAUCGUUUUAUCUUCCAUGUCUGGCCGUAUUGGGUCCCCAUUCAUCACUGAGUACUCUGCUGCCAAAUUUGCAGUAGAAGGCUUCUACAGUGGACUUCGCAGUGAGAUGCGUCUUCGGAAGAUCAAUCUGGCCGUCACAGUUGCUGUUCUGGGUUACAUUGACACAGAGACUGCCAUGAGAGAAGUCGGCAACAAAAUGACCCUGGUGCCAAGUUCCAAAGAAGAGUGUGCCCAGAAGAUAGUGCAGGGAGGUGUGUUGAGACAUCGGGAAGUUAUCUAUCCUUACUGGAGCCAGAAGUUUGUUUUGAUGCUCAGAGACUGGAUGCCAGACGUGGUGGACCAACUAGCUGGAAAAAGUUACAACGUGGAAAAUAUCUCUUAAAAGGAUUUUUCCAUACGUAGCAUGGACCCCCUUAGUAUUGUAUUACUGUCUUACAAUUUUCUCUGGUUUGCUCUCUACUCAAAACCCAUGUACAAUUUAUUUCACGAAAACAUGAUAGCCAGUUUGGUUUAGUGGUUAGGAGCAGUGUUCCCUCUAAGCUGAAUUAGUGU